CAGUCACGUACAGCACGUUUUCAAAAACACAAGGAGAAACUGUCGCUGAAACGGAAGUAUCCAUGAACAUUGACAUUGCAUAUGAAUAACAUUUAGAAGUGUAUAAAAUGAAGCAAAGCUUAUCAAAGCUGCAGUGUAGAUCAGCCACAGUCAAGAAGAUAACAACAACAAGAAGGGAACCAAGAAGAAACCGAAGCAAGGGAGACAACAUGUUACAGGUAAGUAAAUAUAGAGACUGAUCAUGAUCAGGUCACAGUUCGAACACCCCAGGUGUGACAGAAAUAUGCACAACGCAGGCAUCAUUAUUUCACCUUGCCUUAAUGAGUUCGAACUUUUUUGUCCCUUUUUUUAAAAAUCUCAUGUUGUCUUGUGAUUAAGAAUAACAUUAAUAUUUGCACUAUAAUUUUGGUUUUAGCAACCAACCCUCAUUAGAGAUCAUCUGGCCUUCAUUUUGCUGCUGCUUUGUACCUCAACAACCUUAAUAUCAGCUACAGAUUCCACCACUAAGAAAGUAAGUACUUGGAAUUCAUUUUACAAAACGGGCUAAUAGUUUUUUUCUCUAUAAAUAACCGCCUCCUAAUCAUGGUUAUUUCAGUACGCGAUAAAGUGUGCAAAAAAUAUUCCAUCGGUCAACACGAUGUUUUGCAAGCACUACGAAAGACAUAAUAUAUAUUAUACUGAUAUUUCCAUCACUGUAUAUCUCAGGUUGUUGAUUAUGACGUCCAAUUCAAAGAGUCUGGAACUCAGUACACCGAGAAAAUUAAGGUGGACACAGACAAGCAAACUGAAUUGUUUAAAGUUCCUGCUCAUAAUGACGUGGAUGGAAGUAAUAUAUUGCACGACUUCAAGGCGGUAAGUUUGUUUCUCUCUUACAGUAGAAGACACAGUUGCCGUAAAAAAUUAGAGAACCAAAAAAAAAAAAAGAAUGAGGAAGACAAUGGAAACAAUUGGCUGAUGUGCGGUGUUCUAUCGUGACGUGUACUAUGAGGUGUCCUCUACACGAUGAAGCCGAAAGUUUUUCCUUUAUCAGUCAUUGCAGGUGUUAUCUUUCUAAAGUCCACUGGAAUCUUUGACAUUUUGAUCAAAUUCUAAAAUUCAGGCUCGGAUAUCUUUGUGCGCUUGGUUUAAUUCAAUACCUUUAGGAACGUUCAAAUAGUAUGCCAUAUUACUCGAUAUUCACACACUUCACAUUUUAGAAUGUCUUACGUCCUUGCUUGGACAUUCUCAAAGAAAACUUGUUUCUUGUUUGGCUUUAACGUCACCAUUCUGUGACGGUUUGUUUAUCCGAAUAAUAAAUGAUUCAAGUAAAGUAAAGUGAAUUCGGUGUAGUUGUUUUGAAGCUCCCUCUGGAACAACAUAUGUAUCAUAAAAACGCUAAUUUUCAAACGCAACUUUAAUGGCAGAACCGGAAAGAAGGGAAUUCACGCCUUAAAGCUACGUAAAGUAUUUCCGCUUUCAGUGAUUGAAACUCACUUCGUUCUCGUCUGCUUUCAACACAGAAUAUGAGUAUGCUGAUGUUACCAGACAAAAAGAUCUGCUAUCUUCUUCCUCUUUCCCGCGAGUUACCUUCGCCAAAGAGGCUCGAAAAUGACCUUGACCACGCCGAGGUAAGGACACGUAAGCUACUUUACGAGCACCCACUGUUGCAUAUUUUGGAAUCUGUUGGGUUAUUUUGUUACGGACCGUUCAAUGAAAACCCAGUUAUCCUUAUCGGAAACGGUUCCCUUAAAAGUAAAGGAUGACAAAAAUGUAGAUCAAGAAACAUAUGUUUCGAAAGCCAGCUUAAAGAACGUGAGUUUUCGCGAGGAUUGAAGCCUCAGGUCUUCCAAUUCCUCUGCGGCAUGCUCUAUUUCAUAUCGCCAAUGUAAAUAGCGUUGGCAGAUUUUAUGUAUGGCCCGGCUAUAAUGCAAACUGAAGGAAAUAACCUUUGUCUGACAGAAAAACUCUAGUGACGAGACCACUACCAUUGACAGCAAGUGGGCUGUGGACAGUGAGAUAACAAAUCGAUCCAGUCUGAGCGAAGAGUUAAAAAACUUCUGUCCAGACUACCCGAUAUAUCGAGUCUACACCAUGGAGAACGCAUCUGCAUCCGAAAAGACUGAAACAGAUGGUAAGAGGUGUAGUUAAAGACGACGCAGUUGUACUAACCAAUUUUAGCGAAAUCAUCUCUCAGCUGCCCCACCCAGCGUGAGUCAUACACUGCCCCCCCUUCCCAAAAACUCCACUCCUUACCUUGAGCCACAAGUUUUUUGCAAUGAAGAACCCUUCCUCAUAAUCUUUAGAUUAAGCGUCAAAUACAAUGCAUAGCGAGCCGAAGUAUCGCUUUUCUACUCAAAAAUCAAAAUUUAUGAGAUGUAAUACGAAAUGCUCAUAAACACUUCCCUACACAAAAUUUAUCAAAGUCCCUGUAUGAUUUGAAAAACGUCAUGUCCCUUUAAAACAGGAGCAAAACCUCGAAGUCGUCGAUGGGUGUACUCGCCAAUUUACGAUUCCAGAGUGUGUCCAGGUGGAAAAGGCUAUUUGAGCUUCUCCGACAGGUCUUGUUGCAGAAGAGUUGGUGGAUACUGGCAGUUGCAUCAUAGAGUUUACUCUCUUACAUGCUAUUCUGUCCGCUAUUGUUACAGGUGGUGGUGGUUUGGGUAUACCUGCCGAACACGGCACUACGUAAACUAUGUGUAUUGUUACGAAUAUAAAUGUAUGAUCUACUAAAAGUCUACGAGGAAAU
This is a messenger RNA of Pocillopora meandrina, 2725 nucleotides long. Lineage: Eukaryota; Metazoa; Cnidaria; Anthozoa; Scleractinia; Pocilloporidae. The record is from the annotation of a GenBank genome assembly.